Porites lobata is the source of this 9811-nucleotide messenger RNA. Lineage: Eukaryota; Metazoa; Cnidaria; Anthozoa; Scleractinia; Poritidae. The record is from the annotation of a GenBank genome assembly.
AUGGUAGACUUUCCACAGAUAAAGAGAGUUAUUUUUAUUGUUGUAUUUAGACUAGACAUGGUGGAGAUUCGUGGCAAGCGGGGAAGAAAGGUUCCAGUCAUCUUGACCCCCGAGAUGAUCAACGCUAUUGAUGUUCUAAUCAAGACGAGGAAAGCAGUAGGCAUCGCAGAUGAGAAUCUGUACGUGUUUGCAAGACCAAAUAGACAGUCUUUAGAGCCUAUGCGUGCCUGGGAUUGUCUCAAGAAAUUAAGCACACAGUGUGAACCACCUUUGUCAAACCCUACAAAUAUCACCACUACAAGGAUGAGGAAGUACAUAGGAACUAUUUCGCAAGUACUGUCUCUGAAAGAAACAGAAGUGGAUUGGCUCGCGAGACACCUUGGCCAUGACAUUCGAGUGCAUAGGGACUUUUACAGACUCCAUGAGUCUACAAUUGAAAUCGCUAAAGUUGGCAAACUGCUUCUAACGGUAGAUCAAGGGAAAACAGGCAAAUUUGCCGGAAAAACCUUGACAGAAAUCGAUCUGAAUGGUAAGUACAAGUGAUCUUUUCAUGCUAAUUUAAGGCAACUCAAAACAGUAGUAUACCGGAAGACGCCUGGGCUCUAACGUGUAUUUCAGCGCGAGGCAUCACGCGAUCACCCGAGAGGUGUCCUUCAUUCAUUCAUUCAUUCAGGUCGCGAGAUAGCGCGCGAGAUUUAAAGUUACAAACAUGGCGGCGCGAGGCCUACUUUGUAAAAAUUUGUUUCCGCCAGGUUUGGUAAGCUGUUUACGAUAUCAGUUAUUUUUGGGCCUUAAGAGGCAAUUUCCAAGGAAAAACAUUCUUUUAAACCACUGUGCUGGAACGUAAACAAAAAUUGUGAUGUUGAUGUUGCGAUCAAUCACGCCGGGUAUCAGUCUAAAAAACUGCAAGGAAAAACUACUCAUGACGGGCUUUGCUCACCGAAAAAAAUUAUGCAAAUUAGGCUAAGGGUAGAUUGAAUCUACCCAUGGCUUAUGAUUAACUGAAACGGGAGAUCACAAUUCGCGCCUUCAUACGACUGAGGUGUUACUUUGGAAUCCUCGGUAAUUACUUUUUUCGCACUUGCCGGCAUCCAAAAACACCCGGUGUGGGAAUCACGAGACGUGUAAAUAAGACAUUUCUUGACAUAAUAAAAAGGUUUUCCAGAUACGGACGCGCAUUUGUUGGCUUUACUCGCGUGGAGACACACGUCAACUGUUACUUCUCACGCGAAAUAGUAUUCAAGGCAUGGCUCUACUGUAAAAAAACCCCGCUCUUUAUUGAUCGCACAACCAUAAUUAUAGAAGGCGAUAGCAAGAGAAAUAACUAUCACUCGAACGGGAUAAUUGAAGAUCAAAAACCAAACCUUAACGAGAGCGGGGUUUAUAUCUGUUACUAAAGAGAAAUUGAAAAAAAUGAAACAUAAACCCUUUGCCGACUCAGAAAAUAUUACGAGAAGCUAAGGUUUACCACCCGAGAAACAUUUUAAUGACGACCUAAAUCUAUUCUUACGGGAGGAAUGAAAUUAUUUGCAAUUAUGUCGAUCGAACAGUAUACUAUCUUCUGUCUAUUACUGUGUAGUCGGCAAGAACAUUACACAAAACGGCGUCAGCAACGAGGUUCGAUGUGAUAAAUUAAGUACAUUUACUUACCUGUGAUAAAUUAAUGUUUACUCAAUGAGAAUGAUUUAAUCCCAGAGAAACUACGAUUCCCGAAACAGGAACAUUUGGAAUUCUUGGACAUCAGUAACUACAACUGACUUAUAACAGCUUCAUUUUAAUAGCGACUUGAUUCUAUAAUAAUAAACCGUGAGAUCUAACGCAAAGCUCACAGGGCACGGCAAAGGGAAGGCAACCAGAGGGUUUGAAGUAAUCUCUGGAAGUUAACCCUAAGAUUCUAUUUUGCUAAAGUAACGCUUUGAUUUAUUUAACGUACGAUAAUUGACUCGGUUGUGUUUUACAAACACAUUUUUUUGCAACCCAAGCUUCUUAAUUAAGCCAGAGAAGGGAAUUUUUUGUCGUCGAUUUUCAUUGAUAAAAUCAUUUGUAAGAACUAUAAAUAGACAUGUGAGUGUUAUAACUUUUCAUUUGACGUUUUACAGUACGGAUAGCUCGGUAACAAACGACAAGAUAAUUUCGUUUUUACAUACAUAUAUUAGCAUCGUUUGUAAUUAACGAAUAAUACUAAUAAUAAAACGUUUUGGUGGUGUUAUCAUGAUUUUGGUUAAAACAAUUUUGUCACACUGUGUCACUGAAAGUUUAUCUCAUUACCCAAGCAAUAAUUGUAACUAAAGUAAAUUCUAUGUGAAUUUCUGAAAGAAAACUAAAGCAAAUCAGUGUACAUUCCAUCACCUGCUGCAAAUUAUAGCCCUGUGUCAAAGAAAAAUAGUUUUAGAUCACUCAAUAAUGAUGUUGAUAAUAAUAGCAAUAAACAAUAAUAAUAAUAAUAAUAAUCCGAAACAGAACCAGUUAGUACAAAAUGAAAAUGAUGAAAAUUAGGUCCUGUCAUCAGAUAACAACAGUCCACAAAUGAACUGACUACCCAAGAGAAACAGAACCAGUUGGUACAGAAUGAAAAUGAUGAAAAUUAGGUCCUGUCAUCAGAUAACAACAGCCCAUAAAGAACUGACUACCCAAGAGAAACAGAACCAGUUAGUACAAAAUGAAAAUGAUGAACAUUAGGUCCUGUCAUCAGAUAACAACAGCCCACAAAUGAACUGACUACCCAAGAGAAACAGAACCAGUUAGUACAAAAUGAAAACUGUGAUGAAAAUUAGGUUCUGUCAUCAGAUAACAACAGCCCAUAAAUGAACUGACUACCCAAGAGAAACAGAACCAGUUAGUACAAAAUGAAAACUGUGAUGAAAAUUAGGUCUUGUCAUCAGACUACCCAAGAGAAACAGUACCAGUUAGUUUAAAAUAAUAAUGAUAAAAAUUAGGUUUUGUCAUCAGAUAACAACAGCCCAUAAAUGAACUGACUACCCAAGAGAAACAAAACCAGUUAGUACAAAAUAAGUAUGAUAAAAAUUAGAUUUUGCCAUUAGAUAACAAAAGCCCCUAAAUAAACUGACUAUCGAAGAGAAACAGAAUAACAAAGCUAAAUGUUUUCUUUAAAUUGAAGUGACCAGAAAACAGAAAUACCUCACUGUAUUGGGAAUAAUUUGACUAAAACCAAACUUACCUCAAGUCUAAUAUCACUAAUAUGUAACUUAAGUCCGUAACAGAAUUUACAAGGCUAUCCGGUGGAAUGAUAUUCUGGCGAAGAACAUCAGUGAUCAAACGAACGUGGAAGCGACGUACACAGUAGCUGGCAUCAUAUUGAAUUCCACUUUGGCAUAGGCCGAUUUGGCGGGUUCAAGUUCCCGCGUUGCCACGUCUUUCGUCAGGAAAUCUCCUAAAUAUUUCAUUUUUGGAGAAACCCGUCGGCCGGACUCCACAUAUUUCUUCUUUGAGUGUAUGCCAAUGCUUUUGGGGGUUGUAACCCUCGACAGACUCGAAAUGGCAAACGAAGACUCAUACCGUCGACGGUCGCCUUCACUUCAAAUGGUUUCGAAAUCAAAACCACAGCGCUUUUGAACUUUGAAAGUCUAAAGGGUAGAAUAUUAAUUAAUUAGUAAGAAUUUAACUCCGUUACAUCACAUGAUCGCUGCCUGACCCUCAAAAACAAAAAAAAUCGUACAUGUACGCUGCCGUCCAUUCAUUUGAGCGGCACUGGAAACAAGUUUUUGCGGCGCUUUGUCACACAUUUCCACAUGAAAUACAGGUCACUCCUUCAAAAAUGUUAUCAAAGUGACAAAGGAAAUAUAAAAUGCUUUAACGUAAUGUCUUUUAAGCCUGGCGUGCCCCGUCCAAAUCACCGGCAGUCCAAUCUGGAUUUGUUUAUCAUGUGAAUUACUUUCUGUGGGUAGAUGACGCGAGCUUUUAUUUUUAAGAUACAUUUCGAAUGAUCAAAAUCUUUUUCAUUUUAAACAGAAAGGUCACACCACAAUAAAACGGUUGCGUGGGAUGCUGGCUCCUCGCCUUGCCUAGCGCUCAAAUGACGCGUCUCUCGCGGAUACUCGGUGUUCCGGUCUUAAUUAAUUUUAUGACACCAAGCAAACACCUUUCUAUCGCAUACCAGGGCAUCAAUUAUUUCCUGCGCCUGCUGAGAUUUUUUUUCUUGAGCAAAGCUCCUCAUGUUCAAGUUGUCUUCGUUCUUUUACUUUGCGAGUCUCACCUUCAGGUAUUUAUGGUGCUCGUCCUCUACCACUUUAGUUAUGCUGCUAAUGACAACAGCGAAAAAAAAAAAAAGAAAGAAACAGUAUUCGCGUGGAAUUGCGAGCUUUACUGAUCAGCAGACCACCUUCACGCAUGCGCAAGGGGCGAUCUUUCGAAGUCGAGAUUUUAAUUUGUACGUAGAGUAUCUCAAAAACUGAUCCCGUGACCCUACUUUUUUAGCGGGAAAAUAUUCAACAGCAAAAGCGGAAUGCAUGAGCGAAAUUUCUGACUCGGAAAGGUUUUGUUAGAAAUCGCAGAACCAAGACUUUCUGACACUGAUGAUGAACUUAAUGAUACUGAUGGUGAGGAAGAUGACAAGACUGACGCUUUCGAUGAAGGAACGUCUUCAGGUGCGUAAAUUGUUUCCUGAAUUCACAGAAUAUUGGCAGUGCCGACUUAAUUAAGUUGGCUGACAAUAGUUUCCAGCUCUUUCUAUCACUUAUACUUUGAUGGAUCAAUACAACCACUCUUAGUCAUAUCAUCCUCCAAUAAUGGUAUCACACAAAUACCCAGCCAUUGGUUAACAAGUUGUGAUCAUCCUUUUUAUAUAACAGGCUACCAUACAAACAAUAAAACCCGUUAGAAACGCGCUAAAUGUUACCAUUAGGGGAAACCUCCAUUUUUAUUAUCGAAUAUUUAUAAGUAAGAUAAGAGGAAACAUUAUUGUAAACUUAAAAUUCUGCGAGGGAGUGCAAGGCCACCUUGAAUCAAGGUGUCUCUGUUAAUUGAUUGGUUUAUUAACAUUAUAACAGGACGCUCUACCAAGAAGCAAGUAGCGAAAAGUAUGUCCCAGAAAGAUUUCACUAAAGAAGUGGCUAGCAAAUCAUCACGAAAGUCAAACAGUAAGAUACGAAAUCAUUUGUUGAUAUUCUUAAAAACUGGAAAGCAUUUGAGGCGUUCUCUUUCAUGGGAUCAUUGUUGCCAGCAGUGGCAACCAAUUUCUUUAGUACGUAUUUUGUUUGAGGUAAAUACAAGUCCUAGAAAAUCAUAGAUUUUGUGAAGGCAAAUGAGGAAAUUGACUUUCUGAUCAUGUUUUAAAACAAGUUGAAGUGUGCUAUCAGUUUUCAUGUAUUGCUGAGUUCAAACACGGAGCACAGCGUCAAACGGACUACCUUGUAGUACAGAGAUUUAAUCGGGUAAUAAGAAUCAGUCUUGUAGUCUUGGAUUUUGGUCAAUAAAACGUUUUUUGGCACUUCUUGUUAUAGCUGUAUGGAUGUCUAUAUUCUUCGACAUUAAUUUUGACUCAUUUUGUAAUAGAAGCCAAAGGAAGAAGAGCGAAGAAGAUUGUAACUUCAGGUAAAGAGGAUGGGAAUUAUUUUAUUUAUACUAUUGAGCUGAGGUUUGCGAAAGACCAGAUCAAAGCUUACAUUUUAAAAGAUGUCGAUAAGAAAAAAGUUAGCCUGAGAAAAACAAAUCGACCACUACUCUCGUAGCCUUCUUCUAUUCCUACUGACGAGUUCAUUUGAAAAAGACGAAAACUUCUCAUGUUUUGCUUUUUGACGAUUACGUAUUUUAAUUGCAUCUCUAUUGUCAGAUAAUUAGAAUAAGUUAUCGUCAGAAAAGCAAAACAUAAGAAGUUUUUGUUUUUGUCAAAAUGAACUCGUCAGUAGAAAAAGAAAAAAAGGUACGAGGGUAGUGGUUCUCAAACUUAAUUAAUAUUUUCUCAAAGCAAACUUGAAAUAGCCGAUACGCAGGUGAACCCGAUGGGCUAUUUUUCUAUCCGCCCCAACCCGCUCACGCUUUGCAUUGACAACCGUCCAGUUUGCGCGGUCACUGCAUAAAAAAAUAUGGGAAUACAGAGAUUGGUGAAUUGUCUUAUUUUCCUAGUUCUUGACAAAGUUUCGGCAACGAAGCUCAUGUUAAGCAGUGCGACUAAAGGUUGUCACUUAGCUGGCGAGUAGAGGAACGAUAGUCAGCAUUAGUUCUCCCAUAAAAUUAAAAUGUGUUCGAUAUAUUCAGCCUCUGGUGCGCAAAAAAAAAAAAUUUUCUCCAUAGACUCCUUAUUCCUUUUAUUGACUUGUUUUAGGUGUCAAAAUACGACAUUCUUUGCAAUCUGUCGAGACAAGGGGCAAGUUUCCAAGCUGCUGGUGGUUAGCGACUCUAGUGUUCGAUGCGUAGUCAUAUUGUUUCUUAUUGCUUUCUUUUAGAUAUUGCGUAUCUGGAAUUUUCAGACACGGAUGGGGAGCUUGAUGAUUGUGAUGAGGACAACCGUGUUGUCGAAGGUGAUGAGAAAAAUAUCCUCGUGAUAGAACAAAACUAUGUAAAAUUUAACUACAUGGUGUCGCAAUUCCUUUUCUUGCCCCUUUUCUCGAAAGAAAAUCCGUUUUUUUUAUGGGUUUCAGAAUCCCAGUGAAUAUGAGAUAAUAAGAGAGGAUUUCCUCCCGUCAACUCUGCAAGAGAAAAUGCUUCCCUAGAAAAUCAGGUGUAUAAAUUCAACUCUGUGUAUACUUCAUGGAUUGAAAACUUAAUGCACUAUCACUCUUGAGUAUGUAUUAAAGAUUGGGAGGUUGUAGAAGUCUCCCUUCCCCCACCUCUGUGUAUGUGUUUGGGAAGGCCCCGCCCGAAGUUGGUCUGAACGACACACAUUGUAGGUUAAGCAGGGACGGACGUUCGUAAUCAUAAAGUGAGGAUAAGAGUGAGUUGGUUCACUAUUCCCCCCGGAGUACCCUUCUAUCUUUGUGAAGUGCUUUUCAAAAUCUCGAUUUUUUUAAUUUUUAUAUUUCCUAUCAACAUAGAACACAAGACGAUAAGGGGUGGUCGCUCUCAGAAACAUAAAGAUCAACAUAAGGAGAAUUCAAACUGUGCUAUUUCAAAGACAAAGAGUAAGUUGGUCAAAUUUCCUUUCGUUAUAAAAACGGCACAUAGGAUAUUUUGUUAUGUGGAAAUGAGUCGAUUUUAGUAAAAAAAAUGUAGUCGCCUGUUGUAAAGUAAGUCAAAAGCGCUGUGAAUAUCUACCUUUGUAUUGUAUUUGUCCCCCUUCCCUGUGUCUAGAUUCUCUGACUUAUUGUGUAUUUACUUAUAGUUGUCAAAGAACCUACAAAGACGGCAAAAAUUGGUGGGAAAGAUCCAGCUAAGAAGAAUGCCAAAAAAGCUGUGCUCAAGUCAGGGAGUAAGUUUGGAAUAUUUUUUCACUGUCUAUAUCUCAAAUAUAUGCAGAAGUCUGACCGAACAGGGUAGCAUUUUUCUCUGAUCUGACAAGCUAAAGCAGUUUUUAACCUAUCACGCCAGAGACUCUCUGGCGUUCACAGUAUUGUCAAUACAUCAAAAGUGAUGCGUGUGUGUUACCUUGGUUGAUUCGACUUUCGCGCUGAUUUAUAAUUUGCGAGCUGUAAAUCUAUUACACUCUCAAUAAAUUCGGUUGCGAACUUUUUCGGAAGGAGUUUUUCAUGUGGCGUUGUUUUAGUAACGGUUUUGAGAGGCGCUCUUCCCGUAUACUGUAGGAAUUUUAGGCAUUACAUAUCCUUGGGAACCUUUAUUGUCUUCCAGCAAAGAAACGGUGCUUUUAUCACUAAGGUAAGCGUUUUCGAUUUGCAGAGUCGACUGCCCAUACUCCGUGGACAGAAGAGGAAAAAGAAGCUGUUUUCAAGUAUCUCGCUCCCUGGAUUAGACGAGGACGUGUUCCUGGCAAACGUGACUGUGAGAAUUGUAUUGCCAAAGCAAAUGGCGCCUUAGAUCGUAGGGAAUAGACAGCCGUAAAAUAUUAUAUUAAGAACCAGAGUGACAAAAGAAAGAGGGUUCUCACAACUAUAAAUAACAGUUUGUAGUUUGCUAUUGUCAUCCUGGCACGGUCCUAGUUACUUCAAAUGAGAUUAGCACAGUGAAUGAAAUAAUAAUGUUGUAAAAUGAUCGUAAGAUUAUUAAGCUUUUUCUUUAGUGUUAGACUACUUACGCUGACAAUUGGAUUGCAUAUAAUUGGUGCUCAUAAGCUUUUGAGAACAAUAGGUGUCUCCUUGUGUCACAGGGUCCAGAGCAGUUUCGUAUGAAUAAAUGAAUUACUUACCUUGAAAAAUGUCUAUACCUGUCGCUUAGCACGAUUAAUUAGCCCAAUGGGAUCUUUAUAAAUCUACUGUAAACGAUUUCUUCGCUUCUUAUCUGACCCAGAUCGACUUUUGAAAAUCAAUAGCCGCAAGCCAUAUCCUCGCUGGCGCACGGCACGUCGCCCGAAGGGUGACCGAAGAUCGUCGCCCGGAGGGCGACCGAGGCACGAAGUGCCGAGUAAAAGAAAGGACAAGGGAGGAAACUUGUACCACGUGACUUCGUUCUAUGUGAACCGCAGUACUCGGUGACGGAAGUCGGAAUGAGACCGGAAACGCAAAAGUAACAGACCGCUGCUAAUUCGAGAAUCAAAACAUCAGCUACGGAGAGAGUUUUAAAGAUCUCAGAGAUCUAUGCGAAAACAACAGAGUUUUAAUUGAAGUGAAGAUCUUUCAAGACUAGACAUUUGUUGUACGUUUCAACACUCUUCGAUGUCUUAAGCAGGUUUUGUUUGUGCGAAGGCUUCCCAGUAGUCGCAAAACUCACAGCCAAAGACGCAAGAGGUAAGUUGGACCACCGAAGAAUGGCACAGUCGUGAUGAUAUUACAGUUGCCUUGUACGCCCGCUCUACUGAGGGUCACUUUUUAUUGCAAGAGUACAUACGACCCGUAAAUCACUAUCCGUAAUAAUUAACAUUCUCCAAACAAAACUAACAAGCUGGGCCCAGCGUGAUACAGCACUGAAGAAAAACAUUACAUUCACGGACUAAAGAAAAUCGCUUAGUUAUUCAGAUCCAGAAGGCACUUUGGAGAAAACUGGAACCCUUGUUCAGCCGUAAUAAAAAGCUUUACGCUUCAAAAGAGGUCAAAGAAAAUGCGCUUUCAUCAGAGGGCAAAUCCUGCCGACCAGAAACAAUAACCACAGUAAAUCGAUAUGUGUCAUGACCUCUCAGUGUGAAACAUGCGGCUAAAAUUCCCGCUAAAAUCACAUUUGCUGUAGAACCUUCCAGAGCAUAAUCUACCCAGCAGAGGAAAAAAACUUUAUUGGAACGAGCAGCAUUUUGAUUUUGGCAUGAGGCAAAAGUCGUGUAGGCUUCCCUUUUAUUGCUCCCAUCUUGAACACAUUUACUUUACUACGUCAUUUCCGUCACCAUGUGUUGCGAUGCACACCGAACGAAAGCGCUCUCUAGAAGCCGUAAAUUUCGGUCGCCGAAAAUGAAUUUGAACGCUUUCUUAUGCCGUUUUCCUGCAGUAUUUGGCAAAUACAUAAGAAUUCUAGAUCAGGUUAGUAAAAUCAGGCGAUUUGAUUCAAUUCCAUUUGAGUUUCAGGGAUUCGAAAAUUGGCCCCAAAUUUGUUUCCUCCCUUUCCGUAUUUUAUACUGUAAGCCGAUCUUGCGAGCCCUCAGUCUCUUGGUUUGCGGUCUAUAGAAUGUGUAACGAAACCGUAACGCGAUCAAAAUAACCCGUUUUUUCAGAGGUUUUCGACGGGUUUUGAUGUUCUAACGACAAACACAUCUCCUCUGGACCCUGUGCUUGUGUGGGAAAUCUGUAAUGAUACCAAGUUGGAGUAUCGAAGAAACUAA